This is a messenger RNA of Neurospora tetraspora, 192 nucleotides long. RefSeq lists its product as uncharacterized. The transcript has a single exon. The annotation marks the transcript as partial. The record is from RefSeq and is a predicted model, not a curated record. Lineage: Eukaryota; Fungi; Ascomycota; Sordariomycetes; Sordariales; Sordariaceae.
GUGCAGAGCUUCGGCGAAUUGCCAUGCCCUGUGAUGCUAGCAAAAGUAACCAAGAUCCGCUUCCAGUACGCGAAUCUCCCCUGCCCAUAUCCUUUGGACCCAUCCCAAGCAAAUACGCCUGAUGAAACAAAUAACUCCCAGAAACAAAACGCCCAAACAAAUUCCAGCAUGAAAAUCAAACUCCCAAGAUAA